AUGGAUUAAUAAAGGUUUAAAUUGGUUUCUAUCAAAAUAGUAGAUCCCCAAAGCCUCUCUGCGAUAGAACCCUAAUUUACCCAAUUCCAUCUUUCAAUUUUGUCGAUUCCUUCUUGUUUUAGCCUUUAAUCCUCCGGUGGCUGACAAUAACAUUGAUCCGAAUCAGUCGGGACUCUGUAAUCGGUUUACUUCACUUCCUUCCCAUUUCAUUUCUUCUUUCUCCGGAUUCACUACCGGCGGUUCUCCCUAAGCCCUCCAAACCCCAGCGAACCACCACAUCUCUCGACGGUUCCAGUGACCUCCACUCCGGCACGGCGACCUCCUUGGGCGACUCGGGCGACUUCGACGUGCAAUCCGGCCAAUUUCCGAUUGAAUUGGUUUUGUGCAAAAGACGAAGCACAAUGAAAGCACACUCGGCAUGGGGUUCAGGGAAGAAUCCUGUCAAGUUCAGAAUUCCUACUGCAGAUAAUCUUCUUCCUAUUCGGUUGGACAUUGUAAGUGAGGGCCAGAGAUAUAGAGAUGCUUUCGUGUGGAACCCUUCUGAUCCUGAUACAGAAGUGGCUGUUUUUGCUAAAAGGACCAUAAAAGACUUAAAACUUCCUCAGAGUUUUCACAAUCAAAUUACUCAAUCCUUGCAGUCACAGUUGGCAGAGUUUCGUUCUUAUGAAGGUCAAGAUAUGUACACUGGUGAGCGAGUAGUCCCCAUCAAGCUGGAUCUCCGAGUGAACAACACACUUAUAAAGGACCAGUUUUUGUGGGACCUGAACAACUUUGAGAGUGACCCAGAAGAGUUUGCAAGAACUUUUUGCAAAGAUAUGGGAAUCGAGGAUCCAGAAGUUGGACCUGCAGUUGCAUUUGCGAUUAGGGAACAACUAUAUGAGAUUGCAGUCCAAAGUGUUGCUUCAGCAAAAGAGAGUAGAAUGAUUAAAAAGGGACGCAAAGGUUUUGAAUAUUUACCAGCUAGUAAGACUGGUGCUGUUGCUGUGGACCUGGUGAAGUCAUUUGGUAACAAGUCCAGUGUCAUUAGGAAAAGGAAAGAUUGGGAUGUGUUUGAACCCAUUGUUGAUCUUUUGUCAAAUGAGGAAGUGGAUGCUCUUGAGGCAAUGGAAGAAAAGAAUGGUCGAUGAGUCCUCUUUUUUUUUUGGGAUAAAAGAUGAGUCGUCGCUUGAUAGCAUUUUAACGUAUUUAUUAUUGGCAGAAAAGAAAAUAUAUUUGUGGCAUUUUGUUGUUACAUUUGUGCAUUUCUUAUAAAGUAGACCAUGGUCUUUAUUGUAAUAUUGCAAUGUAGACCAUAGUCUCUAACGCGCUACAGGGAAAUAGGGAUGGAGGAAAAUCAGGAACUUAGUUAUAAGGGGGAAAAAUAGGAAUUUUAUAUUUUAAUUUUCAUCUAUAAUUUAGAUCAGUUUUUCAUAGGAUUAAGCUCAUCCAUAACUCACAACCUUUUUCUUCUUAAACUCAAAUUCUAUUAGGGUGUCCAAGUUAUUUUAGCGCUGUUGUUUAAAUGUACCGGAAUUAAUUAAUGAUGGGAAGAAAAGGUUGGAUUCUUUCUUCUUCUUCUUCUUAUUCUUUUUCUUCUACCCAUUUGAGAUGUAAUUAACUUGUUUCGUUUUAUGUUCUUUAAUUCUAAACUUGUUUUUUAUCGUUUUCAUUAAUAACUCAUUGUUCAUAUCCC
Molecule: messenger RNA, 1672 nt
Organism: Oldenlandia corymbosa var. corymbosa
Lineage: Eukaryota; Viridiplantae; Streptophyta; Magnoliopsida; Gentianales; Rubiaceae
Source: the annotation of a GenBank genome assembly